Rhinopithecus roxellana (golden snub-nosed monkey) is the source of this 2552-nucleotide messenger RNA. RefSeq names its product ankyrin repeat and MYND domain containing 2 (gene ANKMY2). Gene Ontology annotation, molecular function: protein binding. Lineage: Eukaryota; Metazoa; Chordata; Mammalia; Primates; Cercopithecidae. The transcript is spliced from 10 exons. The coding region runs from base 246 to 1571 and encodes 441 amino acids. The record is from RefSeq and is a predicted model, not a curated record.
CAAUGACAGGCGGCGGGCGGUGACUGCCGCUGGGCCUGCAGAGACCUCCAGCCUGGCUCGCCCGAGCUCGCCCGCUGUCCGCCAGCCCGCGGGAGGGAGGAGAGAAGCGCAGCGUUUCCGCGGUUGGCUACCUCAGUGUCUUGGUCUAAAGUUGCCUCAUUGCGGCUGGCGUUCCCAAUACAGACGCAUCUUUUCUUUUUUAAUACUUCCUAAGAAACAGAAUAACCUUCAAGCUGGCGGGAGCAAUGGUUCACAUAAAGAAAGGCGAGCUGACCCAGGAGGAGAAGGAGCUGCUGGAAGUCAUCGGGAAAGGUACUGUCCAAGAAGCUGGAACAUUAUUAUCCAGCAAGAAUGUUCGUGUCAACUGUUUGGACGAGAAUGGAAUGACUCCUCUAAUGCAUGCAGCAUAUAAAGGAAAACUUGAUAUGUGCAAGUUACUACUGCGACAUGGAGCCGAUGUAAAUUGCCAUCAGCAUGAACAUGGAUACACAGCCCUCAUGUUUGCUGCACUUUCUGGUAAUAAAGACAUCACAUGGGUAAUGUUGGAAGCUGGUGCUGAGACAGAUGUUGUCAACUCUGUGGGAAGAACAGCAGCUCAGAUGGCAGCCUUUGUCGGUCAACAUGAUUGUGUGACCAUAAUCAACAAUUUCUUUCCUCGAGAGAGACUGGAUUAUUACACUAAGCCCCAGGGACUGGAUAAGGAGCCAAAACUGCCACCAAAAUUGGCAGGCCCACUGCACAAAAUCAUCACCACAACGAAUCUUCAUCCUGUCAAGAUUGUGAUGCUUGUAAAUGAGAAUCCUCUGCUGACAGAAGAAGCAGCCCUGAAUAAAUGCUACAGAGUGAUGGAUUUGAUUUGUGAGAAAUGUAUGAAGCAAAGAGACAUGAAUGAAGUAUUGGCUAUGAAAAUGCAUUACAUAAGCUGUAUCUUUCAGAAAUGCAUUAACUUCUUGAAAGAUGGAGAGAAUAAACUGGACACCUUGAUCAAAAGCUUGUUAAAAGGCCGAGCUUCUGAUGGCUUUCCAGUGUAUCAAGAAAAGAUCAUUAGAGAAAGUAUCAGAAAAUUUCCUUACUGUGAAGCUACACUCCUCCAGCAGCUGGUUCGAAGCAUUGCUCCUGUUGAAAUUGGUUCUGAUCCCACUGCAUUCUCCGUCCUUACCCAAGCCAUCACUGGCCAGGUGGGUUUUGUGGAUGUGGAAUUUUGCACUACCUGUGGAGAAAAGGGAGCAAGUAAAAGAUGUUCAGUUUGCAAAAUGGUGAUAUAUUGUGAUCAAACCUGCCAGAAAACACACUGGUUUACUCAUAAGAAAAUCUGUAAGAAUCUGAAGGACAUUUACGAAAAGCAACAAUUGGAGGCUGCCAAAGAAAAGAGACAAGAGGAAAACCAUGGCAAACUUGAUGUCAAUUCUAACUGUGUUAAUGAAGAGCAACCAGAGGCUGAAGUGGGUAUCUCCCAAAAAGAUUCCAAUCCUGAAGAUUCCAGGGAAGGAAAGAAAGAAUCUCUUGAAAGUGAAGCUGAGUUGGAAGGCUUACAAGAUGCUCCUGCAGGGCCACAGGUGUUGGAGGAGUAAAAGCCAGAGCAAGUGCCAGUGUGGAUGGUCCUCCCCCUGCAAGAAGCUGGAAAACUCAUGGGAAUGCAUUGUCCUCGCCUCGUUAUACCUGCAUGGCACCAUGGCAGGAUUCCACAUUUCAUAGAAUAGAGGUUUUCAAGGAAACCCCUGUUGACCAUGCCCUAAUUUCCUAUUGAUUUCUGUUCUAUAAUUGAACAGAUAAUCCUAUGGAAAAUUUUUGUUUCAAAAUACAGGAAAAACAUUCCUAUUCCCUUUCUGAGGCUGGCUUUCCAGCAGUUGUUUCAAAGGAAAAUAGAUCUCCUUAAAGAAAAAAUACAGACUUUAGGGAACAAAGGGACAAGCAGAACAGGUGUGGAAGAGAGAUAUUCAGGAAAGAAAAAAUUUAUAGCUACAGAGAUGGGUAGUUAGAAAAAUCAUAACUUAUAUGUGAAUAAAAUACAUAUAAACAGCAUUUACUGUAGUGGCGUUCUACUUAAGAUGCAAUGAAAUGAAGAAAAGCUUCAUGUUCAAGGACCUUUGCCAUAGUUCAGCUAAUUGUAGUUUUAUACAGAAAUGAUCCUAAACACUCUGAACUUGACAUAGUCCUGCGGUGAUACUCUAUCUGCGGUAUUUGUACCUCCAGAAUGGCAGAUCCCUCAGCAGGAACAAAGGCGUAUUGACUGUUCUCUCAGCAUGUGCAAAAAAGGUACUUCCUGAAACUUUUGAAUCAAUAAUGGCUAAACAUACUAUGUACACAAUUAUUGUAAGGCUAAUUCACGUGCCAUACUCCACCUGAAAGCCUGAGUUAUCUUGCUAUAAGCUUUUCAUGGAGCACUUCCUUUCCAGAAACUGAUUUGUAACUCUAUUAGAGAAUGUCCUGGUGUCAGUUGUUAGCAUAUGUAGUAUUUAAACAGAGCUAGAAUGUGAUGUCUGAAGAUAGUGCUGCGUUUCUAAGUUUCUUGUGUGAAUUUUAAAAUAAAUUGUGCCUACAAAUAUAAACAA